GUUGCAACUUUCUUCACCAUAACCUCAUAGCCAUAUUGUUCAAUUCUUUGCGAGGAUGGCAGUUAAAGUUUAUGGGCCUGUAACUGCUGGUUGCCCCCAAAGAGUACUAGUUUGCCUAGUAGAAAUGGGAGUGGACUUUGAAGUUGUGCAUGUAGACCUUGAGACUGGUGACCAUAAAAAACCUGAAUUUCUUCCCCUUCAGCUCUACUGCAAUUUUCAUGGCAAGGACUGAAAAAACAGGCAGAAAGUUUACUACAACUAUAUAAAGUUUCCAGGUAAUGUCAGGUUUUUUCUUCUUGUCUAAUUCUAUCCAAUCCGCUUUGCCUCUGCUUUUUCAGCCCUUUGGCCAAGUUCCAGUCAUUGAGGACGGUGAUUUCAGGCUCUUUGAAUCAAGGGCGAUUGUUAGGUACUAUGCAUCAAAGAAUGCCGACCAUGGUCCAAACCUUUUGGGAACCACUUUGGAAGAGAAAGCACUGGUGGAUCAAUGGCUGGAAGUGGAGUCGCACAACUUCAAUGACAUGAUAUAUGGUCUUGUUCUUCAGCUGGAGGUCCUGCCAAGGAUGGGAGAGCCCUCAGAUUUCAAACUAGUCCAGAAAUUUGCGGACAACCUCGAUAAGGUGCUUGAUGUGUACGAGGAAAGGCUGUCGAAGAGCAAGUACCUUGCUGGGGAUUAUUAUACCAUUGCAGAUAUGUGUCACCUUCCAGGCAUCACAUUUUUAUUGACCGAUAAUGGAUUGGGGCAUUUGAUUAGGGAGAGGAAGAAUGUGAAUUCAUGGUGGAAUGACAUCUCCAGCCGCCCUGCUUGGAAGAGAGUCCUGGAGCUGAUGAAAUGAUCAUUUACUGUUGGUUUUCUUUUUUUCUUUUUUAAUAAUCAUUUGAUCAUUCAGUUAUGUGUCAUGCAUUCAAUUCAAUGUUGGUUGUGGUUUGUCUUCUAUUUUAUGUUGGUUGUGGGUUCAUAUUAUUGUUUGGAUUUA
This is a messenger RNA of Coffea arabica (coffee), 974 nucleotides long. Lineage: Eukaryota; Viridiplantae; Streptophyta; Magnoliopsida; Gentianales; Rubiaceae. The record is from RefSeq and is a predicted model, not a curated record.